Humulus lupulus (European hop) is the source of this 2599-nucleotide messenger RNA. RefSeq names its product receptor-like protein EIX2. The transcript has 2 exons. Bases 1 to 2328 code for a protein of 775 amino acids. Gene Ontology annotation, molecular function: protein binding. The record is from RefSeq and is a predicted model, not a curated record. Lineage: Eukaryota; Viridiplantae; Streptophyta; Magnoliopsida; Rosales; Cannabaceae.
AUGAUGGUUUUCAAUGAAGGGAAGGGAAAUAGUCUCACAAGAUGCAUAGAGAAGGAAAGGCAAGCUCUUCUUCGGUUCAAAGAAAGUCUCGAAGAUAAUGCGAACAUACUUUCUUCUUGGAAAAGCAGCGAUGAAGAUUGUUGCGCAUGGAAACGAAUCAGGUGCGAUAAUCACUCUAAUCAUGUCAUCAUGCUUGAUCUUGGUUCCAACAAAUCUAGCUUUAUAGCUUCCCAUGAAAUUAACUCUGCUCUAAUUGAAUUACAUCAUUUGAAGUACUUGGACCUAAGUUAUAACAAGUUUAGUACUACUAUUCCAAAGUUCAUUGGCUCUCUCAAAAGACUCCAGUAUCUGAACCUUUCUGGGAAUCCAUUGUCUGGAACCAUUCCUUCCCAGAUUCAAUACCUCACCAAAUUGAAAACUCUUGAUCUUGACAAUAAUCGAUUGGUGGGUCCUUUUCCAAAUAAUUUGAGCCAAUUUCUUCUCAUUUUGAGAUUAAACAACAACAACCUCACAGGCCCAUUGCCUGAUCUUUCACACUUGUCAUCUUUGAGAGAGUUCAAUAUUGCUAACAAUAGGCUGAACAAUACUUUACCAGAAAGUAUUGGUAAGCUACAUAAUUUAAGGGUGUUAGAUGUUUCUUCAAAUUCAUUCACUGGGGUCUUCUCAGAAAUCCAUGUAGAAAAUCUUAUCAACUUGAAGCAACUAGCUUUGUCUUUCAACUCCUUGUUGGAAUUUAAGUUUAACACCAAUUGGGUUCCCCAGUUUCAAUUGAAUGCCAUAGAGUUGAGUUCUUGCAAGUUGGGUCCCCAAUUCCCAAGUUGGCUCCAAACCCAACUAAAUCUUUCCAUUAUUGAUCUUUCUAAUUCUAGAAUUUCUGAUACAAUUCCUCCCUGGUUUUGUAAUUUGACCUCCAAUUUAAAGCACUUGAAUCUAUCCUUUAAUCAAAUUACUGGAUCCUUGCCCAAUUUUUCUUUGAGCAGUCAUAAUGAUUUUCCAAUAGUUGAUUUGAGUUCAAACAAAUUUUAUGGAGCUAUUCUACAAUUUCUUUCCAAAGCAUAUAUGUUGGAUCUCUCUAGUAAUAAUUUGAGCAGCUUUGGACUUUUCCUAUGCUCUGAAAUGAUUGGAGAGCCACAAAUAGAGAUUCUUGACCUCUCUAACAAUUUUUUAUCUGGAAGACUUCUUUAUUGCUGGUGGAGAUUCAAAAAUCUUCAUGUUCUCAAUUUGGAAAGCAACAAAUUGUUUGGUACCAUCCCUAGCUCAAUCGGUUACUUGCACAAAAUAUUAACGCUGAGCUUGAGGCACAACAAUUUGUCUGGAGUUUUACCCACAUCCCUAAACAAUUGUACCAAUUUAAAAUUUUUAGAUGUUGGAGAAAACAAUUUAGAGGGAAAAGUGCCUACAUGGAUUGGUGAAAGACUAACAAAUUUGAUGGUUCUUGAUCUAAAUGCAAAUAGCUUCAAUGGAAGCAUACCAUCAAAUUUGUGCAAUCUUCAUUAUAUUCAAAUAUUGGACCUUUCUGAAAAUAACAUCCAUGGAAGUAUUCCACCUUGCAUGGAUAAUUUCACUUCAAUGGUUCAUAGUUCAAACAUGGAUGAUGAUAAGACUAAGCCAGAAGGAUUUCUUGGCAGUGAUUCCCACAAUCUAGAGUUGUAUAAAUUGGCAAUUGUGUGGAAAGGAGUGAAGCAUGUGUGUGGAAAAAGUAUUGUCUUUAUGAGACUUAUUGAUCUAUCAAGUAACAGAUUAGAAGGAGAGAUUCCUAAAAGAUUAACAAAUCUUUUGGAAUUAAUUCAAUUUAAUCUUUCAAGGAAUCAUUUGAGUGGAUCACUGCCUGAGAAUAUUGGGCAAUUGCAAAAACUUGAGUCAUUAGAUUUGUCACACAAUCAGUUUUCUGGUAAAGUACCACAAAGUUUGGCCAAUAUGUCUUUUUUGGGGUAUUUGAACUUGUCCAAUAACCAAUUGAAUGGAAAAAUUCCUUCAAGUACUCAACUACAAAGUUUUGACACCUCUUCAUAUCUUGGGAACCAAGGACUAUGUGGCCAACCUUUGAAAAUCACAUGCCCUGAAAAUGAAACUCCUUCAGAUUCAAGUGCUCAUGAAAGUGAUAAUGAAUGCAAUGAAGAAUGGCUUGACAUGUCAUGGUUUUAUAUGGGAAUUUUUGUUGGAUUUACAAUUGGAUUUUGUGGAGUUUGUGGGAAUUUGUUGCAAAGUACUACUUCUGGCAGACUUGCCUGUUCACAGUUCUUGCAUAACUUUGGAGUUUGGUUUUACGUGAGAAUUAUUAGUGUCGAAGCGGCUAUACUACUGAUGAUGAGAAAGUUUUCCAUUUGAUAAGAACUCAUCAGAUGAUGGAGUGAAGAUAGUAGAUCUGGAAACAUCAAAAUUAUGUUGGUAGCGCAUCAGAGAAGAACUAAUUAAGAAGCCAAUUUACCAGCAUUGGACUGACAAUAAGUAUGGACCAAAGUCGAGCUAUUAGUGGCUACGAAGAAUGAGAAGUUGAUGUUUAGUUAUUAAAGGAGACUGCGACGAUAUUUUUGCGAUGAUAUGUUGUCUUAAAAAACAUACAGAGACGACUUUUGUCGUUGUCGUAGGCAUGUUUCUG